AUCAUGAAUGGAUAACCGAUCAAGUGGACAGACAGGAUCAAUUAAAUUAAUUUGGAUUAACGUGUGCAUACCUGCGUGGAUUUGGACAGAUGUGAAAACCCCGGUGUGUGUGGAUCAGCAGCAUCACUGAACAUCAUCAUCUAGUUUGAUCUACAAAAGACAGCAAUACAUUUCUAUCUAAACAAGUGUUUCACUUAAGGCAGGUUUCCGUUCUCUUGUAGUGAUCUGAAGUGUUUUGAUGGAGGGUGCAGUGGGGUUCAGGCAUCAACUCUUGUAGGGUUUCAACCUUCAACAUUUCUGUGAACAGCUGAGAUCUUCAACCACUGAGUCACUACUCCAUCCUUGAAGACCUGAGCCGCUUAUGUGUGUGUUUGACGCACCGCGCGACGCAGAAGCGUCUAUGAGAAACGCGUCGCGAUCCUCACUGACAUGAGUCUGAUCGAUCAUGGCCAGGAACACUUCUCUGUUCUUUCGCAUCGUUGAGGGACGAAAUCUGCCCGCUAAAGAUGUUUCUGGCACCAGUGAUCCGUACUGCAUCGUUAAAGUUGACAAUGAGGUCGUGGCCAGAACAGCGACUAUCUGGAAAAACUUGAAUCCAUUCUGGGGGGAGGAUUACACUCUUCAUCUGCCAAUGGGCUUCCAUACGCUCACAUUCUACGUCAUGGACGAAGACACUAUUAGUCAUGAUGAUGUCAUAGGAAAAAUCUCCCUGAGUAAAGACGUGAUCGCUGCUCAACCCAAAGGUUUAGAUAACUGGUUAAAUCUGACUCGUGUGGAUCCAGAUGAAGAGAUUCAGGGUGAGAUUCAUUUGGCUCUGGAUCUCCACAGGGACACUCAGAGGACCUGCCUACACUGUCACAUCAUUGAAGCCCGAGAUUUGGCUCCACGUGAUAUCUCUGGUACCUCCGAUCCUUUCACCAGAAUUAUCUACAACAACAUCAGCGCUGAUACAUCGAUCAUAAAGAAGACACGGUUCCCACACUGGGACGAGACUCUGGAGUUGUGUUUGGAUAAUGUAGAGAAUGAUGGAGGAACCAUCAUGGUGGAGGUCUGGGACUGGGACAUGGUGGGCAAGAAUGACUUUCUGGGGAAGGUGGAAAUCCCUCUGUCGUGUCUGCACAGAACUCCAGUACUUCAGGGCUGGUUUCGUCUUAUGCCACUGGGAAACACAGAAGAUGACGCUGGGGGUAAACUGGGUGCUUUGCGUCUGAAGGUUCGUCUGGUAGAGGAGAGAAUUCUUCCGUCUGUAUACUAUCAGCCUCUGAUCGAUCUGCUCAUGGAGACGGUCAUCUCUCCAUCCGAGGUCAAUGACCCGACACCUUUGACCCUGCUGGAAGAGGUCACCACAGUAGAGAGUCGUCAGGACGUCGCCAUGACGCUGGUGAAGAUUUAUCUCGGCCAGGGUUUGGUUGUGCCAUUUCUGGACCUCCUGAACACUAGAGAAGUCCACAACACCACAGAUCCAAACACACUCUUCCGGUCAAACUCACUGGCCUCCAAAGCGAUGGAACAGUUCAUGAAGGCUGUGGGAAUGCUGUAUCUACAUGAGGUUCUGAAGCCUAUAAUUAAUCGAAUCUUUGAGGAACGGAAAUACAUCGAGCUUGAUCCGUGCAAGAUAGACUUGAACCGCUCCAGACGAAUCUCAUUUAAAGGAGGCGUGUCAGAAGCGGAGGUGAGAGAGAGCAGCGUCGGUCUGCUGCAGACGUAUCUCACCAGCAUCAUGGAGGCCAUCGUGAGCUCAGUGUCCCAGUGUCCUCCUGUGAUGAGGGUCGUGUUCAAACAACUCCACAAACGAGUGGAGGAACAGUUUCCAGAACCAGAGAAUGAGGAUGUGAAGUAUUUGGCCAUCAGCGGCUUCUUCUUCCUGCGUCUGUUUGCUCCUGCCAUUCUGACACCCAAACUCUUCCAGCUGAGAGACCAUCACGCAGACACACGCACCAGCAGAACUCUACUGCUGCUCGCCAAGGCUCUUCAGAGUGUUGGUAAUCUGGGGUUACAGUUGGGUCACGGGAAGGAGCAGUGGAUGACCCCUCUGCAUCCCAUCAUUCUUUGCAGUGUGGCGUCUGUUAAAGAUUUCCUGGACAAACUCGUGGACAUCGACCACGAUAACGUGUGUGAAGCUCCUCAGCGCACCAUGUUUUUACCAUCAGUCAUCGUUAAGGAAGGUUUCCUGCAGAAACACAAAGCUGACGGGCCGCAGCUCAUCAAACGCUUCACUUUCAAGAAACGAUAUUUCUGGCUCAGCUCAGAGACGCUGUCGUACGCCAAGAGCCCCGACUGGCAGGUCCGCUCCUCUAUCCCUAUCCAGUGUGUGUGUGCGGUGGAGAGAGUAGAUGAAAACGCAUUUCAGCUGCAGAACGUCAUGCAGGUUAUCACAAAGGAGACAGAUGGACAACUGCACACCACAUACCUGCAGUGCAAGAAUGUGAAUGAACUGAAUCAGUGGCUUUCGGCGAUCAGGAAAGUGAGUAUUUAUAACGAACACAUGCUGCCGUUAUUCCACCCUGGAGCUCACCGUAGUAACAAAUGGACCUGCUGCCUGCAGCCCGACCGCACAGCGUCGGGCUGCAGUCGGACUCAUUCUGCUGUGACUCUGGGCGACUGGACUGAUCCAUUAGAUCCUGAUGCUGAAACACAGAUCAUUUACAAAGAACUGCUGCAGGGACGAGACAAACUCAGGAAGCAGUACCUGGAGAGACAGGAAACACAGUCAGAUGAACAGGAAGAGACGUCGAUAAAGGCCAAUCACAUGUCAUCAGUUUGUGCGCAGGGUCGCUCUGAGCGUGCACGGGCCGUCACCUCGCGUCUGCUGGACGUUAUUCUGGAUUUAGAGCGAGCUCAUUCGUCCUUCCAGAGUCGAGAGAGAGACGAGAGCGGUCCGCUCAUACUGACCUCGUAAAGAACGUUACAGAUCCUGAAGCUGAUGCAGCGAACAAACUGUAAAAUUACAAUUAUGCAAUCUGACGGUGAUGUUCUUGAAUGACUCAGAUACUUUGGCUUAAUUGAUAUUGUACAAGUCUUUGAAUCAAACACAAGUUACACUGCAAAAAUUGUUUUCUUAAUCUGUAUUUUUGUUUUGUUUUCCAGUCUAAAUAUCUAACAUCCUUAAAACAAGAUAUAUUACCGAUAGAAACAAAAUUGCAUAAGAUUCAAUCACUUGUUUUCAGAAAAUAUGCUGUACAUUGAUGUGUUGUUUUACUGGCAGUUUUUGUUUUUUAGGAUUAUUAUUAUUUAUAAAGUUUUAUGCUUUAACCCUUAUGUUGUGUUCUGAUUCAAAUGACUUUUUUUCACACACACACAAACACACACACACACACACACACACACACUCACACACACACACACACACGCAAGCACACACUCAUGCAGACACAUACACACACACACACAGACACACAC
This is a messenger RNA of Myxocyprinus asiaticus (Chinese sucker), 3399 nucleotides long. It is a transcript of the gene rasal1a, whose product is annotated as rasGAP-activating-like protein 1. Bases 446 to 2899 code for a protein of 817 amino acids. Gene Ontology annotation, molecular function: GTPase activator activity. Lineage: Eukaryota; Metazoa; Chordata; Actinopteri; Cypriniformes; Catostomidae. The transcript is spliced from 21 exons. The record is from RefSeq and is a predicted model, not a curated record. Gene Ontology annotation, biological process: regulation of GTPase activity; cellular response to calcium ion; intracellular signal transduction.